Vanrija pseudolonga is the source of this 1720-nucleotide messenger RNA. RefSeq names its product tRNA (adenine(58)-N(1))-methyltransferase non-catalytic subunit TRM6 (gene TRM6). The record is from RefSeq and is a predicted model, not a curated record. The transcript is spliced from 6 exons. Bases 14 to 1642 code for a protein of 542 amino acids. Gene Ontology annotation, cellular component: tRNA (m1A) methyltransferase complex; nucleus. Lineage: Eukaryota; Fungi; Basidiomycota; Tremellomycetes; Trichosporonales; Trichosporonaceae. Gene Ontology annotation, biological process: tRNA methylation.
CACACCCACAACAAUGGCGACGGCCCAAGAAGACGUGCCGAUCGAGGUCGACGCUGUGGAGACGGUCGAGACGUCUGAGACGACAGAACCCAAGCCCGGACCUCGUGGCAGGCGUAACGAGCCCACCGAGCCAUUGGAACCUCUCGACGAUGUCCUCCACCGCCGCCUGACAAUCAUCAAGGAGGGCGACAACGUGCUCUUGAGACUGCCAAGCGACGCUAUUAAGGCUGUCGUCGCCUCCAAGGACGGCCUCAUUCAGCUCGGCAAAUUCGGCUCCUUCCCCGCCAAGGAGCUCCUUGGCCUGCACUACGACAUCACGUACGAGGUCGUCUCUGCAACCGAUGGCACGGCGACAACGGCAGAGUCUCAGGUGGACGAAAACGCAUUCUCCUCCUCUGACAACUUUGGCCAGGCCAAGGGCAAGAAGAACAAGAAGGGCAAGGGCAAGGGUGAUGGCAACGACAGUGCCAAGACCAACAAGGGCUGGAGCAACCUCCUCCGCCCGCUGAAGAGGCGAGCGAUCGUCGAUGCUGUCAUUGACGACAUCAAGGAGACCAACGAGUUCAUCGACGACUCGGAGGAGAACCGCGGCGCCCUACUUUCCUCGGAGGAGAUUGCCGAGCUGAGGGCCCAGGGCGUGUCGGCCCAGGAGAUGAUUCAGAAGCAGAUGGAGCGUCACGAGCAGUUUGAGCUCAAGACGGACUUCAGCAAGGAGAAGUGGAGGAAACGCAAGGAGAAGAAGUACCUCCAGACUGUCCACCCCCUCGCGCCGUCAACGGUCAACAUUGUCAACCACUACGCGCAGCGCUCCCCAGCCUCCAUCUUGCAUCUCCGGGAAGACACGCUCUCGCAGCUGGUCAAUCUCGGCAACAUCCGACCAGACGGCCGCUACCUCGUGGUGGACGACACUGGUGGACUUGUCACUGCUGCCCUUGCCGACCGCAUGGGCUGCGAGGGCCGUAUCCUCCUGUUCACCGACGCCGACAGCCCCCCCGCGUGGGGUGUGCUCAACGUCAUGAACUUUGGCGAGCGCGAGCUGAGCUUCAUCAAGUGGCUCAACUGGAUGGAAGCGGAUGAGAGCUACGUGCGGCCGGGACUGCCCACAGAAGAUGGCAUGCCGUCAAUUGCUGAAAACAAGACCAUGGCCCGUGUGCGGAGGCACAACGCCCAGGUCGCCGAGCUGAACGCGACCCGAGCGGAGCUGCACGCCGGUAACUGGGACGGUUUGAUCCUGGCGACUGAAUUAUCGCCCAUCUCGGUCAUCAACCGCCUGACAAAGUACCUCGCCGGCUCGGCGACCGUGGUCGCGUACUCGCCUUACCAGCAGGUCCUGGCCGAGACAUUGCAAUAUCUGCGCAAGGACGCCAACUUCCUUGCGACACAGCUCACCGAGAGCUGGUCGAGGACGUACCAGGUUCUCCCUGGACGGACACACCCUCUGAUGACGACGAGCGCCAUGUCUGGCUACUUGUUGCACGCAACCCGGGUCCACAUCUCAACCUUUGUGCCCGAGUCGCACCAGCGCCACAAGCGCAGGAAAAAGGCCAACGGAGAGGCUGCGGCUGUCGGCGCCAAGGAAGCUGAGGACGCUUCUGAGCCGGCUGAAACCGCCAAGGCCUCUGAGGCUGACGCCGCUGCAUAAACUCUCAAGCCUCAUGCGUUGUUUUGUACAUUUUUUUUGCAUCUUGCAUCUACAGUAGAGAGCGUUGAUGCAGUGGGU